CUCCGGGGGCGGCCCCGGCUGCCGAUAAAGCGUGCGGGGCCGGAGACGGCCUUGCAGAGCCGAGAAUGGGAGAAGAGCCGGCUGUAUAAGGAGCUCUUCCGGCCUCCUCGCCUCUCCGCACCUCGCUCUCGCGGCCUGCCCACCCUGCUGCCUGCUCACCACCCAGAAAGCUCCGGUGCCUGGACCAGCGAGAGCCGGAGACCCACGAGAGGCGCGAACGCUACUCCAAAAGGAGAAAGGCUAAGGAGGGCAGCGAUACCGUUGACCUUAUGUGGCUGGGAACACCUUCCACCAUGGCCACCUCGGCGAGCUCCCACUUGAACAAAGGCAUCAAGCAGGUGUACAUGUCCCUGCCUCAGGGUGAGAAAGUCCAAGCUAUGUAUAUCUGGAUUGACGGUACUGGAGAAGGACUGCGCUGCAAGACCCGGACCCUCGACUGUGAGCCCAAGUGUAUAGAAGAGUUGCCGGAGUGGAAUUUUGAUGGCUCUAGUACUUUUCAAUCCGAAGGCUCCAACAGUGACAUGUAUCUCGUCCCUGCUGCCAUGUUUCGGGACCCUUUCCGCAAGGACCCCAACAAGCUGGUGUUCUGUGAAGUCUUCAAGUACAACCGAAAGCCUGCAGAGACCAAUUUAAGGCACACCUGUAAACGGAUAAUGGACAUGGUGAGCAACCAGCACCCCUGGUUUGGAAUGGAGCAGGAAUAUACUCUCAUGGGCACAGAUGGGCAUCCCUUUGGUUGGCCUUCCAACGGCUUCCCUGGGCCCCAAGGUCCCUACUACUGUGGUGUGGGAGCAGACAAAGCCUAUGGCAGGGACAUCGUGGAGGCGCACUACCGGGCCUGCUUGUAUGCCGGCAUCAAGAUCGGGGGCACGAAUGCCGAGGUCAUGCCUGCCCAGUGGGAAUUCCAGAUAGGGCCCUGUGAAGGAAUCGACAUGGGAGAUCAUCUCUGGGUGGCCCGCUUCAUCUUGCAUCGUGUGUGUGAAGACUUCGGAGUGAUUGCCACCUUUGAUCCUAAGCCCAUUCCUGGGAACUGGAAUGGUGCCGGCUGCCACACCAACUUCAGCACCAAGGCCAUGCGAGAGGAGAAUGGUCUGAAGUACAUCGAGGAGGCCAUCGAGAAACUAAGCAAGCGACACCAGUACCACAUCCGAGCCUACGAUCCCAAGGGGGGCCUGGACAACGCCCGGCGCCUAACUGGAUUCCACGAAACCUCCAACAUCAACGACUUCUCUGCCGGUGUGGCCAACCGCGGCGCUAGCAUCCGCAUUCCCCGGACUGUCGGCCAGGAGAAGAAGGGUUACUUUGAAGACCGUCGCCCCUCUGCCAACUGUGACCCCUUUGCGGUGACGGAAGCCCUCAUCCGCACGUGUCUUCUCAACGAAACUGGCGACGAGCCCUUCCAGUACAAAAACUAAGUGGACUAGACUUGCAGCCGUCAAAACCCCUCCUAAUCCUACAUCCUGCUCCCACUCUCGCCCCUCUCACCUGUCAUAAUAGCUGUUAACUCAAAGGGUGGGAUAUCAUGGUCUUUUUUUAUUCCUCACUCUUGCUUUCUUUGGCCAGGAUAGAGGGGUCAAGUUCUUAAUCUCUUCACACCCACCUACCCCCCCCCCAUUUUUUUUUCCUAUCACUGAAGCUUUCUAGUGCGUUAGUCAGGGCGGGGUUGGGGAAACAUAACCACUGCUUCCAUUUAAUCAGGUGUGUUUGUCCAAUAAGCAUAGCUAUCCAGACAGAGAGCAUAGUAUUUGUGAAGGGAGGGGGAGGACUUUCUCUGCGUGGUAGCUGAGUCGGGGGCAGGGGGCUUGAUUCUGUGGUAACGUUAAGAUUUCCCUUUCUUGGUGAGAAAUUCCAUGACUUAUAAAGGUUAUAACCAACUUUCUAUUAAAAGUGAGAAUUAGGGGAGAAGGAAGGGUGGGAAAUCCGGUAGGAAAACGCCCUAGAUCUCCUGGUGUGGUGCUUCCCUUGCCUGGGGCUAAAUGCCCUGACAAGCUCAGCAUAAAUGGAUGGAUAGCCCUACCUUAAAAGAAAGUUCCGUGUUGUUUGCUCCUCCAUUUAUAACACAAAGCAGAGUAGUAUUUUUAUAUUUAAAUGUAAAAACAAAAAAAUUAUAUAUACGGGUGUGCAGAUAAAUGUGUGUUUUCUCCUUAGGGAGUACAAACCAUUCUGGUCACAGGGAGCCAAAUUUGAGUUGAGUAGUCUGGUUAAGAAUAAGGGUCUCCUUUUGCGGGGGUGGGGGGGUGGUGGGGGGGUGCUUGACAAGUUGGCUGCUGGGCUCUUAUCCUCUCACUACCGCUUCAGGGCUUCUCUGCCCUGCUCACCCUUCUUGGGAGGCUGACACAGGUUGGCUGUGGCAGCCCUCGGAAGCAGCAGCAGUCACCUGAGCCCUGGGGCUUCGGUUCAAAAGACACACAUGGUUCAAAAGACACACACGUACUUGUACACACAGGGGUUUGGAAAUAUGAGUUGGCUGGUCAACUUGAGCAUGUUACUGACAAGGGGCUUUGGGGGUUAUUUUCUGGUGGGACUAGCAUGUCACUAAAGCAGGCCUUUUGAUAUAUUAAAAAAAAAAAUUUUUUUUAAAGCAAAACAGAAGUUUAGAUUUUAAUCAUAUUUGUAGGGUUUCUAAGUCUUUGUUUUGCAGAAUUGCUUGUUUGCUUCAGCUGUCUCCUUCCCAUGUCUGCUGUUGGAGGAGAUGAGGACAGGUCUGGAGUCAAAACACUUGUAAUUUUGUGUCCUGGUGUCUAUUCUCUGAGUGUGAAAUAUUCCCUUCCAUUGUUAAGAUUCCUGAAGGGUUUUUUUUUUUUCUUUUAUAAUAAAAACAAACCCCACCUUUGUCCCUACGUUUCCCCUAGUGUUUCUGGCUGUUUUUGUGUUGGCUGCAGCAGGCGGGCUAUGGUUUUUUCUUCCCAUGACAACUUCUAAUUGCCAUGUACAUACAGUAUGUUCAGAAUUAGAUAACUACUCAUUGUAAACAAACUGUGUUAACCGCCCAGAGCAGCUCUUAUAAAUCAACCUAACAUUUAUAA
This is a messenger RNA of Balaenoptera ricei (Rice's whale), 3026 nucleotides long. RefSeq names its product glutamate-ammonia ligase (gene GLUL). Gene Ontology annotation, cellular component: cytoplasm. The record is from RefSeq and is a predicted model, not a curated record. Gene Ontology annotation, molecular function: glutamine synthetase activity. The transcript is spliced from 8 exons. Bases 270 to 1415 code for a protein of 381 amino acids. Lineage: Eukaryota; Metazoa; Chordata; Mammalia; Artiodactyla; Balaenopteridae.